AUGUCUAUGCUGGAGUCUCCCACCGGCGCCUCAACAAAUAUUCGGGAUGCUGUUGCGACGGUGAGCUUGAACCUUCACAGCUACUCUCUCGUACAUUUCCUGACGGCAAUAGUCUGGUCGCAUCUCUACAGUUUCUCCUUCGAACAGAACCCAGACUGGACACGAGAGUACCCUGGACAAGAGGAGAUCCUAGAGUAUCUGAUGGGGAUUGCUCAAAAAUACGAACUGUACCCCUACACUCGCUUCAACACUGCCGUCGACGCUGCUUUUUGGGAAAAUGCAGCGAAGAAGUGGAAGACCACUGUAUCCAUUCAAGGAGGCAAAGACGCCGAAUUUGGCCGUUCGUAUACCGUCACGUCGGAUUUCCCUGUCUCUGGCGUUGGACAACUAAACGUGCCGAAUCUACCAGACAUCCUAGCCCUGGAUGAAUUCCGAGGCAAGCUCAUGCACAGCGCCCGCUGCGAUUGGAGUUAUUACCAAAGAUUUCCGAAUUGGGCCAUCCCGCGUCUUGAUGCUCCUAUUCCGUCAUGGAAGAGGUCUCUGUACCGAUAUGUCCAAUGA
Capronia coronata CBS 617.96 is the source of this 561-nucleotide messenger RNA. RefSeq lists its product as uncharacterized. NCBI's taxonomy places the organism in Eukaryota, Fungi, Ascomycota, Eurotiomycetes, Chaetothyriales, Herpotrichiellaceae. Bases 1 to 561 code for a protein of 186 amino acids. The record is from RefSeq and is a predicted model, not a curated record. The transcript has a single exon.